This is a messenger RNA of Vidua macroura (Pin-tailed whydah), 5034 nucleotides long. It is a transcript of the gene DNAJC5B, whose product is annotated as DnaJ heat shock protein family (Hsp40) member C5 beta. The transcript has 11 exons. Lineage: Eukaryota; Metazoa; Chordata; Aves; Passeriformes; Viduidae. Bases 1348 to 1938 code for a protein of 196 amino acids. The record is from RefSeq and is a predicted model, not a curated record.
UAAGACUAUGUCCUUUCAGCCUGUUGCUAGUUGUCUGGAAGAAGAGACCGACCCCCGUCUGGCUACAGCCUCAUUUGAGGAAGCCGUUGAGGGCUAUAAUGUCACCCCUGAGCCUCCUUCUCUCCCAAGGGGCUAAACACCCCCAGCUCCUCCUAAGAUUUGUGCUCCAGACUCUUGAGCCACUCCAUUGCCCUUCUGCGGACUUGCUCCAGUUUUCCAAUACCCUUCCUGAAUUGAGGGGCCCAAAACUGGACACAGUACCUGAGGUACAACGCUGCUUGGUUGAGACCCAAGGGUUCUUGGAGUCCCUGGGCCAGAAAGGUGGACUAAGCCUCCCUUUGUCUCUCUGGAACUGCUUUUUUUUCCCCCAUCCUUUCAUCUCUUUUAUUUCUCCAUCAUAAAAAAAUCCUAAAUAUAGCAUGACAGAGCUGUAAUCCCGCCUUGUCUCAUGGAUAGCCAAAAGAACAUAUGGACACAUGAGGAGGACACUGGAUCAGCUUCCGUGUCUUAAGAGCUUUUUUCAGCUGUUUUUCCCCUUUUUUAAAAAAUUAAAAUCUCACAAGCAUUCUCAGGUGCUGUCUAGCAAGGAAGAAGCAUUACUGAUGGCCGAAUUUAUCACAAAGAACAGCACUUGUGAAACUGGAGAGAUGGAAGAUCACAAAAUCAGAGUUAGUUUAGUUUCCUGGUUACAGUAAAAGGAAGAUGAAAUCACACAGGUACUCCAGCAAGACAUUCUGCAGGAUUAAUUGCACGGCACAGAGUGCCUCUCUGGGGCACACCCAGCUAACACUAGCAGAACUGAACAGUCUGAACAGAAGAGGAUGCUUUUCCCAUGUCCUCUGUACAAAAUGGAAAAUAAGGAUCCUCAAAGGCAUGAUGUGCUUGUAUUUUGAAAACAUCCUGAGAACAGAGGAAAUAUUUAUUUGUACAGCUCAUUGGUGGAACUGCUCUUCUAUCAAACCCUAUAGCAGUUGAAGGAAAAGGAAAAUCUGCUAUUGCCUGGCACCAGCAAAGGAGACUGUGAUGUGAACCAACAGUAGCAGCAUAUACUGACUGUUACCAAGUAAUACAUAAUAUGGAUCCUGUUCUGCUUGGAUUUGACAUGCAUUCUGCAGAAACCCUUCUAUGGCAUAGAUUACAUUCACACCCUAUCUUCCUGAGAGAUAACCAAUUGGAUACUGGACAACAAAAGAUGUAAUCAGACUCCACUGACCUGUUUAACCCUGAUUGUGAAGGAUGAAAAGCAGCAGCUGCUUUCUGUGGAGCAGCACUUCUGGUGGCACUUGCUUCUUUCCUUUGGGAUGAUAUUGGCGUAAAGACAUCAAGCUUUGGUAAUGCACUGCUAUCAUGGCUGAACAAAGGCAACGUGCUUUGUCAACAUCAGGUGAAGCGUUAUAUGAAAUCCUGGCACUAGAGAAGGGAGCAACACAUGAUGAGAUUAAGAAGUCCUACAGAAAACUGGCUCUGAAAUAUCAUCCUGACAAGAAUCCAGACAAUCCAGAGGCCGCAGAAAAAUUUAAAGAGAUCAACAAUGCUCAUGCAACCCUGACUGAUCUGUCCAAGCGAAACAUAUAUGACAAGUAUGGAUCAUUAGGGCUCUAUGUGGCGGAACAGUUUGGUGAGGAAAAUGUUAAUACCUACUUCAUGCUCUCAAGCUGGUGGGCAAAGGGCCUGUUUGCAGUCUGUGGUUUGCUGACUGGCUGCUACCUCUGUUGCUGCCUCUGCUGCUGCUUCAACUGCUGCUGUGGAAAGUGUAAACCGAAGGCACCCGAGGGGGAACAGCAGGAGUUUUGUGUGUCUCCAGAAGAUUUGGAAGAGCAAAUUAAGAACGACAUGGAAAGAGAUGGAGAAACUCCUAUUACGCUUCAGCCGACUAACGCCACUGAGAAGACACAACUGAUUGGGGACAGCCAUCGGAGCUAUCGCACAGAGUCCUAGGGCAGGCGAGGGACCUGCUGGGCCUUCUCACUGAGUCUCACAGUGAGAAAAACAUGUGAUAAGUUCUGCAGCCUGUGUUCAUACUUGUCUUUAAGCUAAUCAAGAGUAACCUGAGAGUAAUUUCCUACCAAGGCAGAAUCUCACUCUAUGCUACUUCCAAUAGUUUGAUACCUGCACUGUGUAUGGAGAUACCUAUGGCCUGUACAGAGCGUGCUGGUCUCUCACAGCUUCAAAUUGUCUUUCCCUCUAAUAAUGUUCCCUUUGGGAUAGCUCCCUGCCCACAUCUGUAGUUUCACCUCCCAGACACAGUCUUGAGUCCCUUUAUGGACACACUGGCUGUCUCUCCCUGCCCCAGGAACUUUCCCUGCCUGCAACAGUUUUGCUGGAUGUGAAAGAUUCCUGUGAGGGAGCCCCAGAAGUGCUCUUUAGCAGGUCUCAGGGAGAAAGUUGUUAGCAAGACAGAUGGGGCUCUCCUUCCCAAAGAAGAAGUGCUCUUUGGAGGGCAGCUAGUGGCCUGCUGGGACUCAGCUCUGGCAAUUAUAAAUCCUGAGCCAAGACAAAGAGAUUUUUCUGUUGGUUGUUACAGUGCAGGUCACUCCAAAUCCAGGAGCCUUGUGCAGAAGCACAUGUAGGCUCUCUGUCUUCCCCAGCAAAAGCUGCAAACCCAUGACACAAACCCUGGCCUGUCCCAGAGACUCUCUCUUCCUCCCACAGGCCUGUGGCAAAGCUCCUCCUUUUGGUUCCCAGCCAACAGCUUUCUGCCAGCUGGCUUAUCCCACCGUGCCCUUGGCUUGUGGCCCUGCUGCCCUGCUGGCACUGGGCUGGGAGCCAUCUCACCAACACAGGCACUGGGGCUGUGGGAGCAGCAAGGACUUGGCAGGGAAAGCAAGCAGCAAAGGAGUGACCGUCCUCCUCACCUGCUCUUUGGGGUAAGACUGAAACCUCCCUUCUGUGCCAGGCACGGGAGCUUUAAGAGCACAUGGCAUGAUUUUAAAUAAAGAGGCAGGAAUGAGGUGUAUGUUCAGGUGCACCACUGCACAAAUCAGUGGAGAUACACGUGGGUAUGGCUAAAGGAAGCAUGAAGAACUUAGGCCACUAAUUUGUAAGCACUAAAGGAAUACCUCUUAAAUCUUAAGCUUAGCACCUCACUGAUUUGACACAGUAGUUUAAGCCUGAGGCAGCUGAAUUUCUCCUUAUUGAUCAUUUUACAUCAAUCAUUGUCAGUUCUGUGUAUUUGCUAUUUUUGCAUGCUGUGAUCUAAAGGGGGUCACAAUGUUCCACUAAAUUAUACAGAGUUGUGAAUAUAUAACUAGCUGAAAGUGUUGUUCCCUUGCUUAAAAUUGGAUCCCACAGUUGUAAAACAUUGUUAUCUUCCUUCUAUUCUCACCUUUGACAUCAAAUGUCAUUCAGCUAAAUAUAUUGGGAAAAGAAUGGGUUUUAUAGAACCAGCUGUAACGCCAAAGUCAAGACAUUCUACUUUCAAUGUUUCUUUAAAAGUCUCAUAACACAAGGAUAUUUUCAAGACCAUUACUUCCUGUUCAAGUUAUAUAUCUGUUCUCUGGAUGCAGGCACUGGGGACAGCCAUCACAUUGCCCUCAGAAAUAGCCCUGGUUUUCUGCUUCAGAAAAGAGGGAAGAUGCUGGCAUGGCUGGAGUUGUGCACAGGCACUUAUUUCCCUCCUACCCAGAGGCUCCUCUUUGUCCUCGGUUGCAAUGAAUUUGGAAACCACGCAUAUGUACAUAAUUCCAGACUGGCAUCCUACCUGCCACUGAGGAUGUGCCCAUCCAACCCAGUGGUGCCAGAAGAGGGGACUGGUGCCACCAUCCUGCCACUGAGCAGACAUGACCCCAGAGGCAUGUCUUUCCAGUGGAAGCCGAGUGCUGCACAUCUUCCCAUCAGGGGGAUGGAUCAGACAGCACUGGGGUGCUGUCAGAUGGGCAGAGCCCAGAGACUGGGUAUGUGCUGUGGACACCAGCACACACACUCCUCUUUUGGCUUUCUUUUGGCUUUCUUCACUAUUCCCCUUUUCAGGGUGUUUGUUCUGGUGUAGGAUGUUGUCCCCAGCGAAAGAGUAGGGAGAGCACAUAGUACAUAACAAAUCUGCAGGUGAAGUAAUUUCCUAAGUUUCACUGUCUGGUAGAGAAAUUUAGUGUGAAAAUGUCUAAAUGUUACUAAAUGACUAUUUCCAGCAGAGAGCUGAAAGAGGCACUGGGAGAAAAGUCUGGUGUAAAGCUAUGUUUUGUACAUGGAAUCCUUUCCCAUGUGAAAUCCAUCCUCCUUUUCUUUUUUCCCAAGAAUUGCAUCCUUGAUUUCAACAACAGCUACAGAGCAGGCCUAAAGCCAGGGAGGAAGAAGUAAAUCGCAUAAUAGCAAAAGCAAUUGGGGAAUUCUUUCACAUGCAACACCUCUGAUGGGUCUAGAGGGCCAGAGCUGAAGUUCACCAAAAUCAAGGAAAUUUUCUCCAUGGGCUUGAGAUGUACUGCAAGUCGUGUAGUUCUUAUUUACACUUUCUAAAUGAGAGCUUUUUCAUGGCAAAGAUUUAUGACUUGAUCUCACAGUGUGAAGCAAAGAUGGACAAGCUGCUGCAUGUUUUACAGACACAGGGUUCUGUACAGAAGAGCCCCAACGCAUUAGUUAGCAUGUCAGUUAGCAAAAAAUCUCAGAACAAACCAGUGACCAAGCCUCUAGGGGGUUGUCCAGGACUUAAAGAUCUGAGUGUCUGAACUCAUGUUUUAAUUUCAAAUGGAUAACUUAGUUUUUAAAGUACCAGAGCAUUUGUAUCUCUCACUGAUGUGAAGAUCAGCUAUUCUGAGGACUUAUGGAGAUAGAGUGACAAAAGGAUUUCAGGAUUUAGCUCUUCAAUGUGAUUUUACUCCUUUGUUUGCUUUUCAGAAAAGUUCCUAACGUGAACACAUGCUAACAUUAUCUGUUUUUGUGUACAGUUCAGUUGCACACCCAGAAAUCUUCUCAAAAUGUACAGAUUCUCAAUUUUUUUCUCUGUUUUGCUACAUUUAUUUAUAUGUAAACUUCCAUGUAUUCAAAUCUACCUUGGCUGUCAAUCACUCUGACUAAUAAAGGUUGUAUGUAUGAAUUGUA